AUGACCUCGAUAAUCGUUAUCAGUAUGCAUGAUAUAAAACCUGAUGAAAAUAAGGAAGAUUCAAUGGGGAAGAAUGUAAUUGAAUCCAAAUUGACUACUCGAGAAGAAAAAACGAAAAAUACAAAUCGAAGAGAAUUGAGAAAAAGAAUAAGCAAAAUGCCACCUGAAAUGGACAAAUUAACAAAUGUGAAAAAGUCUAAAAAAUUAAAAAAUGAGAAAAACAUUCGAGUGAGAAAUGUGAAAAAUAAAAAAAUAGGAAAAGGUAAAAUGGAAGAAGAGAAAAAAGAUACGAGUGAAAAUGUGGAAAAAGAAUCUUCUUUGCCAGCAUCCCCAUCAUCAUCAGAGGAGGAGGAGGAGGAAGAUGAAUCAAAUUUGAAAGAAUAUGAAGUUGAAAAAUUAAUAGAUAUAUAUAUGAAAAAAAAUAAUGAAAGAAAAUUUUUAGUGAGGUGGAAAGGUUAUUCAUCGAAACAUGAUACAUGGGAACCUGAAAAACAUUUAAAUUGUAAAGAAUUGAUAAAUGCAUUUUUAAAAAAAUUGGAUAAAAAGGACAAGCCACCGUCAAGCGUGAGAAACAGUAAAAGGAAAAUCAUAAAACCUAACGUUAUACAAUUUGGAAACGUAAAUACAAAAAAAAGUUCGCGUUUAAAACGAAUGCCAAGGCUAUCGUAUUACGAACCUGAAUAA
Messenger RNA from Pediculus humanus corporis (human body louse), 684 nucleotides. Its product is annotated as chromobox protein, putative. The coding region runs from base 1 to 684 and encodes 227 amino acids. The record is from RefSeq and is a predicted model, not a curated record. The transcript has 4 exons. Gene Ontology annotation, cellular component: pericentric heterochromatin. Gene Ontology annotation, biological process: negative regulation of transcription by RNA polymerase II; chromatin organization. Gene Ontology annotation, molecular function: chromatin binding. Lineage: Eukaryota; Metazoa; Arthropoda; Insecta; Psocodea; Pediculidae.